Molecule: messenger RNA, 1085 nt
Organism: Morus notabilis
Lineage: Eukaryota; Viridiplantae; Streptophyta; Magnoliopsida; Rosales; Moraceae
Product: proteasome subunit beta type-1
Exons: 7
Coding region: 103-774 (223 amino acids)
Cellular component (GO): proteasome core complex
Source: RefSeq, a predicted model, not a curated record
ACGAAGCUCCAAUUUCACUUUUGCUUGACGCCCUAAUCUCACCCAGAAAAGCUCUCUUCCUCUCAUAGCUCUGCGUUUCGCCUGACCAAACGACGAUUCACCAUGACCAAGCAGCAAGCUAACUGGUCUCCUUACGACAACAAUGGCGGAUCCUGUGUGGCAAUCGCCGGAGCCGAUUACUGCGUGAUCGCCGCCGAUACUCGGAUGUCGACCGGUUACAAUAUUCUCACUCGUGACUACUCCAAAAUCUGCAAACUAGCUGACAAAUGUGUAAUGGCUUCAUCUGGUUUUCAAGCUGAUGUAAGAGCUCUACAGAAGCAAUUGGCAGCUAGACACUUGAUUUAUCAGCACCAGCACAACAAGCAAAUGAGCUGCCCAGCAAUGGCUCAAUUGCUCUCGAAUACCCUUUAUUACAAGCGUUUCUUCCCCUACUAUGCCUUCAAUGUUUUAGGGGGUCUUGAUAAUGAAGGCAAGGGUUGUGUCUUCACAUAUGAUGCCGUUGGGUCCUAUGAGAAGGUCGGAUAUAGCGCUCAAGGUUCUGGUUCUACGCUUAUCAUGCCUGUUCUGGAUAAGCAACUAAAGUCUCCCAGCCCUCUCCUCUUGCCUGCUCAGGAUGCUGUUACCCCACUUUCUGAAGCAGAUGCGAUUGACUUGGUGAAAACUGUCUUUGUAGCUGCCACUGAGAGGGACAUAUACACUGGAGACAAAGUUGAAAUUGUCGUCCUAAAUGCCGACGGCAUACGACACGAAUACAUGGAUCUCAGGAAAGAUUAAUUGUCUACAUAGAAUUGCAUGGUACCCUCGAAUGAUUACCAAUCAUGAGUGUCAUUCAAAUGUUCUCAUCUCUUUGAUUGUGGUUUAGUUAUUUGAUGAAUGAAUUGUGGAAUAGCUGCAUUUCCUACUUAUCGGACAUGAGUUUACUUGUACCAGAAUAUAUUAUGAUGCUCCAAAUGCAGUUAGCUUUAUCAUUUUGUAUACAUCUUAGAAGGCGGUCUUUGGAAAGAGAUUGGAUUCAUGGUUUUAUGUGUUUUCCUUUAAUGAUUGGUUUGAAUCCUAUCAGGAAUUAAAGUAAUUUUUAUGACGAA